Cynoglossus semilaevis (tongue sole) is the source of this 3349-nucleotide messenger RNA. RefSeq lists its product as uncharacterized. Gene Ontology annotation, cellular component: endosome. The record is from RefSeq and is a predicted model, not a curated record. Lineage: Eukaryota; Metazoa; Chordata; Actinopteri; Pleuronectiformes; Cynoglossidae. Gene Ontology annotation, molecular function: phosphatidylinositol binding. The transcript has 16 exons. Bases 256 to 2883 code for a protein of 875 amino acids.
GUAGAGGGCAACCUGUCAUGCUGCUCAGCCAACACGCGGCUUCGUCUGCAGCCAAUCACAGUUCUGCUACAGCCUCCUUGAUAAACUUGGCUGCUGUUUUCCGCUUAGCAGCAAUCUUCUUUUUCCUCGCCAUUAAAAGUUGUUUCUGAUCAAAUAAUGUGCUUCACGAAGAAUCUGGGAGUGAGGGAACGACACAGAAGGAGCAGAGACGGCACAGCGCUGUGAAAACAGGAGGAGAAAAGGAAGAAGAGAAAGAUGUAUCUCUGGCGUUUCUCCAUCGCCCUGAGCUUGGCUUUUCUCUGGUGUUUUUCAGACUGUGGCCGCACUGUCACACAGUAUGUUUUAUGUUUCCUCUUCUGUUUUCUUUUUCCCUGUGUUCUGGGCAACAGUGGAGAAGACCGCAGCUCUCAGACGGACGAAGAAAGCAGAGAAAACCUCCCGCAGGAAACUGUCGAGGAAGACUUGACAGAUGGACCAAGUUGUGAGCAGCUCAGUGCACUGGAUCCUCAGCAUGAGCAUGUGAAAAAGUCUCUGAGGCAAGUGUUUGAGUGCGUCUACGCCCAGCUGGUCCUGCCGUGGUACUGCGUCCCAGAGCCACGUGAGCAGCAGCCGCUCCACCAGGUUCUCGGCAGAGAGGUGGACUUUAUUAUCGACCGCAUCGUGGAAUAUGGCAAAGAUUUCGAUAUUUGCCAGGCAGUGGUUGGAUCCAUUCGUAUUCUCACCCAGCACCUGCACAACGCAAAGAUGCCCGACAGGGAUCCUCUGUUCAACUCCACCGCAGAAGAAAUCGCAGUUCUGCGAGAGUUUUCCGAUGCCCUCGUACGUAACCUGUUUCCCAGAUCUCUCUGGGGCCACGGAGUCAACCGCUGUGCCUUAAAUGAGAUAGUCGCCUUAAAGGGGUUUGGCCUGUUGGUGAAAUGGCUGUCGGACCCUGACAAUCUGAACCAGCUGGUCCUGAGCCAGCUCGACAGCGCCAGCCCCAAAGGCUCCGUUGACGAUCUGUGUGGAUCGGACCCGGAACAGUCUUCCCUGGGAUCGGAGGGCAAGGACGACGGAGAGAUGGGAGAAGUGAGCUCAGAAGGUGGAGAGGUUUCAUCUUCCUCAGGAAUCAAAAGUAGAAGAAAAGGCAAUAAAUUAAAACAGGGAUGGUCCAAGUUUGUAGAUAAGAUGAAGUCCAAGAAGGUCAAGAAGAAGAAGAUGAAAAAGAUGGAGCAGGAGCUGAUAAUGAGGAUGAUUGUCAAUCAAGAUAAUGGCAGUAAUGAUGAUGAUGUCAGCAGCCGGGAAGGUUCCAUUCACAGCCAGCAGGAUUCUGACAGGGAGGACAUUGAUCUGGAGAACUAUUUGACAACAGUCCAGGAGGACAUGAUGGAGUUCAAGCUGUCAUAUGAGAUGUGGCGCGUGGGCCGCUGGGCUGUCAGCAUCCCGCAUGCCGACUGGGAGGAAGAUGAGCUGACCUUCACCGUUCACCUGGAGGAGAACAACAGCCCUGAGAACCUGCAGUGGGACAUCAGGAAGAGCUACAUGGAAGUCAUUUAUUUCCGCAACAGAUGGCAGGAUUCAACCUCCCUGCCCUCAGUCCUGCCCCUGGAGGAGUCAGAGGUGAAUGAUGAUGUCAUAGAGGAGGUCAGAGUAUCAGUGGAGCACUUUCUGCAGGAACUGGUCUCUCAUAAUAUGAUUGGCCACACUCAGCCAGUGUUUCAAUUUCUGUGUCCUCUGGACAAACUGUUGAACGAGGAAGAACAUUAUGAAGGAGUGUGGGGUCUUCUCAGUGGCCUGGCCUACCUCCUGACUCCAGGUCAAGAGGAAGAGGAGACCUCCAGUCCUCAGGCUGAAGUCCCAAAAGAAAUCACAAUGCCAUCAUCGCACACAGAAUUCUCAGCACAGCCCUCUGAAAACCUUGGCUCCUCUCCUGAGAAUGGUGCUGAUGCUCCCUGUGCUGCUGUGCCAACUAUCAUUAUCUCCCAGUGUGAUCCUUCUUCAGAGCCACCAGAGGAAGCAGCCGCCGAGUGUGCUGUUAACCCUGAGCCACCGAGUAAUGAACACUCCUCUCAAGACAAAUCGGAGGACUCGGAUAAUCCCCUUACCUCUCACUUCAAAAUGAUUUUUAAAGGACUGACCCGAUCUAAGUCUCAAGAGUCCCUGGCCUCCACGAAAACCAGCCCUGACGAAGAAGCGUCCAAUGCAGAAUCCCCGCUGCACUGCAGUCUGAAUCCAAGAUCACGCAGGAGCAGCAUGGAGGAGACCCAGCGGCCUCAUCUCACCACCAGGUCAAACAAAAAGGAGAAAUUAUGUUUGAGGAUGUCAGCAGGAGCAAACAAGCCUAAAGGGAAGGAGCUGAGUGCUUUACCAAAAGAGGAGGAGGUCCAGGGUCAAAGGAGCCAAGUGGACUGGGAGCAGCUUGAGGCAACAAAAGCCAUAUUUGAUCUGCUGAAAGAAAUAUCUGGGAACUCCAUCCUCUUAAACAUAUUUGAUGCUAUUCUGAAGCCUGUUAUGCCCAUCUUGAAAAAGAAAGUCAACUCCUUCUUGAACAAGAUGAAUCCUUCAGAAGUACAGAUGGCAGCCUACAUCGACAUGCUGAGAGAAAAACAGUGGCCUGAGUCUCAAACAACGGCUCCUCCUCCCCCUCCCCGGACAGAGGAGGAGAAAAACCAGACCAAAGAGCGAGCACAUGAACUCAUCAAUGCCAGAUAUUCGAACUAUCUUAUUUUGAAGAAAACAGACAUGGAGUCGGUGUUUAAUCUUUUCCAAGACGGUGAAGAAAACAAAAAGCUGGUAUACAUCAUUCUUUCAUUCCUACUAAGAGAGUUUUUCCCAAAUGAACAUUCCUUCAAUGUGAGCGCUGCUGCUGCUGCAUUACAGAAAGUGACCAAUUCUACCAAGUGACCUGUGAAUCUUUUUUUAAUGGGACCUUUGCCAACAUUUUAAAAACAGCAACUUAUUUAUUGUGUAUUUUUUUAAUUACUGUGAAUGUUGAAAAUUGACUUCUGUGGUAAUUUUAUGUAAUGAAAUGUAUCGAGCAGACUGUGAACUUUUCUUUUAAUUUUUAUACCGUACACUUUCACUUGGAUCGAUUUGUUGAAUUCUGAUUUUGUCAACCGUGUAGUUUCAACUUCAGGGAGAACGAAUAGGUUUUAUGUAUGGGUGGAAUUUCAGCACUCACAUUUUACCAUCACAUGUUUUUCACUUUGUGCACUGUUUAUGGUGAAGACAGUUUGGAAACUGGAUGGAUGGACCUCAGGUUUUUUAUAAAAACAUUUCUCAGAUUUUCCAACAUGUUACUGUGUCCAAACACUUGAAAAAAUGCUCUUGUAAACAUCUUGAAUUUCUUAAAUAAAAUAUUUUUAAUUGA